AUGUACAAGAUCUCGGGUUCCUCGCACUGGAUCAACUGCUACACAUCCAAGAAAUUGGCCGCCUUUCUUGGGGAUCAUGGGGCCUGUGGGGAAUUGGUGAGGAAUCAGACGCGGUAUUCUGGUGAUUUACAACGCAUCCAGAUCUUUUUGGUAUUCACCUCAGCCCAAUAUUGCUCCCCGCAGCGCGUACUUGAGAUCAUGGGAUAUGGGGAAUCAGAUAUGAUCGCUGGUCCUUCAGCCUCUGCUGGUCAUGCUGAUACUCGCCGCAGCCCGACGUAUCCGAUUUGCAUUCGUAGACCAUCAGCUGAGGAUGUGACCAUACUUCACAGUACUGUCUCCUUUCGGAGCCGUCGUGGCGGGCUUGCGAGAAGCCGACAUUCACAUGGCGCUUCUGCGGCGAUGUGA
Peniophora sp. CBMAI 1063 is the source of this 405-nucleotide messenger RNA. The record is from the annotation of a GenBank genome assembly. NCBI's taxonomy places the organism in Eukaryota, Fungi, Basidiomycota, Agaricomycetes, Russulales, Peniophoraceae.